AUGGCUAUGCUUAAGCAGUUGACAAUUAAUUUACCAUUGGUGGAGGCAUUGGAGAAAAUGCCCAGGUCUCUGGUGCAGAAAAAGGCAGAUCUAGGAGCAUUUAUUAUACUGUGCACUAUUGGGCCUCUUGACUUUACAAAAGCUCUAUACGGCUUGGGAGCUAGUAUAAACUUAAUGCCACUUGUGGUAUAUAAUAAAUUGGGUUUGGAGGAUCCUUCUCCUACAAACAUGAGAUUAGUUAUGGCGGAUAGAUCUGUGAAGUGGCCUGUAGGAAUUUUUUAUGACGUGUUAGUCAAAGUAGCCAGUUUUAUAUUUCCAGCUGACCUUACCAUUAUCAAUUGCGAGGUGGACUUUGAGAGAGCAAAUGAGCUACUAUUCAGGCUGAAUGAUGAAGUAGUUCGAUUUGAUAUUUGUCAGUCCAUGAAACAGCAUAAUGAUAUGAGUGUAUUUUUUAUUUUGGAUGUAUAUUAUGAGGAGGAACACGAAGUGCCGAUUGAAGAGAAAUUUGUUGUUGAGACAUUAGCUGUCGUGUUGAUGAAUUUUGAUCAGGAUGGUAUAGAAGAUUAUGAGUAG
Messenger RNA from Capsicum annuum, 573 nucleotides. RefSeq lists its product as uncharacterized. The record is from RefSeq and is a predicted model, not a curated record. NCBI's taxonomy places the organism in Eukaryota, Viridiplantae, Streptophyta, Magnoliopsida, Solanales, Solanaceae. The coding region runs from base 1 to 573 and encodes 190 amino acids. The transcript has 3 exons.